AUGGCGUACGAAGAUCGACAAUGUCAAAAUGAAGAUGAAGAUGAUCAAAAUGCAAAUAUAUUCCGCGCCCUCAUCGAUGAUGAAGAUGACAAGUUAGCAGAUAGACUAUUGGAUAUAGUUUUUGCUAACGCUUCGUCAGAUGAGCUCUAUCAAAAAUUGUCUAAACCAAAAAAUGCUUGGGGAAACACCGUAAUCCACGACGCAGCCACCUCCAACAAAGGAAUCCCAUUUGUUGAGAAGCUGUUGAACAAAGUACCUGUUCUGAUAAAUAUAAAAAAUAAAUGGGGCGUCUCUCCUCUCAUCCAGGCUAUCCGCUAUGGCAGGAAACAUGUUGCGCUUGAUAUAGCAAACAGAUAUCCAAAGCUAUAUGAUGUACAAGAUGUUCAUAAAAUGACUGCUCUUCAAAUGCUUGCGUGCAGUCCAACAGCCUUCGAAAGUGGAACUGUAUUAGGACCUCUACAGAAGCUUGUCUACACAUUUGUCUCAACUGAUGAACAAGGCACAACUGGAGAAGCUGGCAUGAUCCGAAAAUACACUGAUAUCCUAUUUCCCAUGAUAAAAGAAGUGAGAAAGCAGAAGAAGGGCAAUAAGGAUGCGCUUGAGCUUGCCAAGUUGUUGAUCAAAUCAGAUAAAUCUUGGAAGAACACAUAUUUUCCACUAGCGGAAACUACUCCUAAUAUAGGUAAAAAAGAGAAUCCCAGUCUAGUCCACAUAGACUCUGACAACAAAUCAGGUGACAAGUCUGGAGAAGAGGGGGAUUCAAACAAAGAUCCUCGAAAAGGCGACCAUCAAGCUCCAUUGCAUUUGGCAGCUAAGAAAGGUUGUAUUGAGAUUGUUAAAGAGAUACUGAAAAAAUACCCCCAGGCAGUGGACUACUUAAAUAAUAAUCAAGAAAAUUUAUUCCAUGUUGCAAUCAAGAGUCGAAACGAUAAAAUCAUCGACAUUGUUAGUGAGCGAAAGCUUCUAAGGAGGGGCCAAUUAGCAGCCGUGGACAAUAAAUUUAACACCAUAAUGCAUAUGGUUGGGUACAAGCCAUCCAUCAUCGAAGGAGAAGCUCUUAUGGACACAACAUUCAAAACUCCAAUCGGGCAAUUGUCCGAUGAAAUAAAAUUACUAGAGAAAUUGGAAGGUCUUUGCCCAAAAUACCUGAUCAACCACCGGAAUAAGGAUAAUUUGACUGCUCGGGAACUGUUUGCCAAGACAAACACAGGGCUUCGUAAGGAUGCCAAAGAUUAUUUGAAGCAAACUGCAGAGCAUUGUACAGUGGUAACAGUUCUGAUAGCCACAGUAGCCUUCGCAGCAGCAUAUACAGUACCGGGAGGUCCAGAUGAACGCACAGGGCUCCCGGUUCUCCUUGGGAAACCCUUAUUCCUUGUAUUCACGAUAACUGAUGUGCUUUCACUUGGAUUCGGGUUAACAGCGGUGGUAAUCUUUCUCACCAUACUCACCUCCCAAUUUCGGAUGAAAGACUUCGAAAAAACUCUUCCUCAAAGACUGCUGCUUGGCUUGACCCUCCUCUUCCUGUCAGUGUCAAUGAUGAUGGUAUCCUUGGCGGCAACUAUUAUUCUCACCAUCAAUUCCAAGCAGCAUUGGACCAAGAUAGCACUAUACAUAGUUGCUUUCUUUCCUGUCAUAAUCUUUAUGCUGUCCUACAUUCCUUUCUACAGGGAACUUCUUUGUAUUUUAAAUUUCUGCAUUUCGAAGAUUGGUAAGACUGAUCCUAAGCCUAGGCUCAAACAUAAACCUAAGUAUAAAGAUUAUGACAUUCCUCUUUAA
Messenger RNA from Chenopodium quinoa (quinoa), 1776 nucleotides. RefSeq names its product ankyrin repeat-containing protein ITN1-like. The record is from RefSeq and is a predicted model, not a curated record. Bases 1 to 1776 code for a protein of 591 amino acids. Gene Ontology annotation, molecular function: protein binding. The transcript has 5 exons. NCBI's taxonomy places the organism in Eukaryota, Viridiplantae, Streptophyta, Magnoliopsida, Caryophyllales, Amaranthaceae.